AUGCUAAACGAAACUUGCAAUUUUGAGCAGCCACGUGGAUUUCCAAUAAUUCAUUACAUAUGCUGCUCAUUAUCGUUUCCAACAUAUCUUUUGGCAUUUUGGAUUCUAAUUUUCAAGUGUCCAUCGCAUUUUAAUACGUAUAGAAAUUACUUGGUGGUGCACAUAUUUUCCGGCUUAUUACUGGAACUUCAUAUGGGCAUGAUUUGGAAAGCAACUGUAGUCUUACCUAUUCCAAUAAUGUGCUCAAAUAGCUUUACUGCUGAGUGUGCUCCAAUCGUUUUUCAAUUCCUUCCACCUCUUCUGAUGUUUACUGGACUUUCAACCGUCUUACUUUUCAUACAUCGAAUGGAAAUUGUAGUUAUUCAUCGACUGAAACAAUUUUACUAUAGAAGAAAACUCGCGCACAUUUGCAAGUAUUCAUUUUUCUUGACUUCUACUGUUCUUUUAAUUUUAUCCGGUUUAAUUUACCCCGACUUGAAAUACCAAAAGCCUUACAAGAUAAAAAUGGAACAGAGAUUCGGAAAAUUUGAAUCAUAUAUGUGGUGUGAUAACUGUUUCUUCCUGAACUUUGACUCCAACUUUUUCAAGAGCUUCUACGGUGGAGGAGCUUUUGCCGUUUUACUUGGGUUUCUCACAUCGGCUCUUGCAUUUCAUGUGACUUUCCGAACUUUAAAAUCUCUGAAAUCUCAGUUGUCCCCCCAAACUGCAGCACUUCAAAGGAACUUUGUGAUCAGUUUGGUUAUGAUGAAUUCCCGUAUCUCCCUUAUAUGCUUGAAUUGAUAAUUCAAGAACAUGGUGCAUUGUCUACUAUCACAAUGUUUUUGACUAACAAUUUGUUACGAAAAACAUUGAUGAAGCUGGUCUUGAGAAAACAAGAAGUAACCAGGAACCAUAUCAAUCAAAAUCCAAGUACUGCUGCCUAG
Messenger RNA from Caenorhabditis elegans, 923 nucleotides. Lineage: Eukaryota; Metazoa; Nematoda; Chromadorea; Rhabditida; Rhabditidae. The record is from the annotation of a RefSeq genome assembly.